AUGGCCGGUAACGCCAGAGCAGAGACUCGAACAGUAAACGACGAAGUCGUCCAAGGGGAGGGUGUUGACGAAACAACGCCUCUCCUCGAAUCGCAGAGCAAGUCCACAUAUGUGACAUUUGGAAAAUGUCUUGAGGAAGAGUGGAAGCCUUCCGUAGGGUUCUGGUGGAUUGAAACAGCCUUGUGGGCCAAUGUUUUCCUAUCGGGCUUUGACGGCACCAUCACGGCGUCGACAUACGCCGCCAUUGGGUCCGACUUCAAUGCCGUGAAUAACGCGGCGUGGUUGACGACUUCGUACCUGAUCACAAGCACAGCUUUCCAGCCGCUGUAUGGUCGAUUCUCCGAUAUGUUCGGGCGCCGGAUAUGCUUCUUCAUCUCAACGGUAACCUUCAUGGUCGGUUGCUUCGGUUGCUCGGUCGCCAACAGUAUGCUCGUCCUCGACAUUAUGCGGGGCGUGACUGGCUUUGGCGGUGGAGGGUUGAUCACGAUGGCCACCGUCAUCAACUCGGAUAUUAUUCCCUUCAAGCAGCGCGGCAUGUAUCAGGCCAUGCAAAACAUCCUCGUGGGCUUCGGUGCCGUGCUUGGUGCGUCAUGUGGUGGUGUCAUUGCUGAAAGCAUUGGCUGGCGCUGGUGCUUUCUGCUCCAAGUGCCCGUAUCGGUGCUAGCACUCAUUGUCGGAUAUGUGGUACUGGAAAAUCCCCCAUGCAUGGUUCCCACGUUGGAUCCAAAACGCCCGUUGUUGUCGGCAAUGCAGCGUCUAGAUUUCUCGGGUGCUCUCGUGCUCGUGAUUGCCCUGGUGGCCCAACUUAUGGGACUGAGCCUAGGUGGCAACGAGUUCCCGUGGGGAAGUCCCCUUGUAAUCGGGUCGCUUGUGGGUAGCGUCAUCCUCCUCUUCAUGUUCGUGGGGAUCGAAGCAACAACCAAGGCCAUUCCCAUGAUACCGUUGCGGAUGCUGCAAGGUUGGCAACCGACUGUCGUCCAGCUGACGAAUGUGUUUUCCGGGAUGGCUGCCUAUGCCUACAUGUUCAUGGUCCCUCUUUAUUUCCAGGCUGUGCGUGGCGAUUCUCCGUCGGAGGCCGGUUUACGGCUCAUAAUUCCCGCUCUUGCAACCCCAGUUGGCGGUGUGGUUGCUGGCGUCUUGAUGCACCGCGGGUAUCCGCUGUGCCUGAACGUUCAAUUGGGGACGGCCACAAUGUUGUUGGGGAAUCUCCUCGCGAUGUCGAUGGGUAUAACAGACAGCCGUUGGAAAGAAUCGUUGUACAUGGUACCUGCAAACCUCGGCUUGGGACUGACCAACCCGAGUGUCCUGUUUAGCUUUGUCUCUCUCUUUGAGCAUCAGGAACAAGCGGUUGCUACGUCGACUGUGUACUUGAUCCGUUCCAUGGGCACAAUAUACGGUGUUACUAUCACCGCUGCCAUCGUGCAGAACGUGUUGUUGGUGAGGCUGCCGGGGACGCUGGGUGACGCGGCUACCGAGGAGCUCAUCGAGAAGCUUCGCCAAUCUCUCUUUUCCAUCAGCGAGCUGCCGCCGGUCUUGGAAGUUGCGGUUCGGGCAUUGUAUGCUGACGCAUUGCGAAUAGCUUUUGCGGCGUCAAGCGCAUUCGCCGCGGUGUCGUUUCUGUUUUCGUUGGCACAAAAAACUGGGUCGUUGCAGCGGAGGUGUAAGUCGGCGGACCAGGCGGACGAGUCGGGACAGGCGAAUGAUGGUCAAGAUGAGCCGGCGAGGUAA
Messenger RNA from Dichotomopilus funicola, 1728 nucleotides. Its product is annotated as major facilitator superfamily-domain-containing protein. The coding region runs from base 1 to 1728 and encodes 575 amino acids. Lineage: Eukaryota; Fungi; Ascomycota; Sordariomycetes; Sordariales; Chaetomiaceae. Gene Ontology annotation, molecular function: basic amino acid transmembrane transporter activity. Gene Ontology annotation, biological process: basic amino acid transport; transmembrane transport. The transcript has 6 exons. Gene Ontology annotation, cellular component: fungal-type vacuole membrane. The record is from RefSeq and is a predicted model, not a curated record.